Messenger RNA from Halteromyces radiatus, 1538 nucleotides. RefSeq names its product nucleotide-diphospho-sugar transferase. The record is from RefSeq and is a predicted model, not a curated record. NCBI's taxonomy places the organism in Eukaryota, Fungi, Mucoromycota, Mucoromycetes, Mucorales, Cunninghamellaceae. The transcript has 11 exons. The coding region runs from base 65 to 1420 and encodes 451 amino acids. Gene Ontology annotation, biological process: biosynthetic process; cytoplasmic translational initiation. Gene Ontology annotation, molecular function: translation initiation factor activity; guanyl-nucleotide exchange factor activity. Gene Ontology annotation, cellular component: eukaryotic translation initiation factor 2B complex; guanyl-nucleotide exchange factor complex.
GUUCAGUUUCACUUUCACUCAUUUUUUCUAUCCACGCUUUAUCUGGACCUUCUUUUCAAAGAACAUGAAUUUGUUAUUUGAAAAGACAAAGCAUCACCGUCAUAGUGAAUUCCAAGCCGUGAUCUUGGGUGGAUAUGGAAGUAGUAACAGACUUUAUCCUAUAUCUGAAGACGACAACUUACCCAAAGCACUAUUACCAGUUGGAAAUAAACCUAUGAUUACAUAUACUUUAGAUUGGUUGGAAAAAGCUGGAAUUACUGAUGCUAUUGUUGUUAUUCAAACUACUGGAAAUGCUCAGCAAAAACUAUCAGGAUACUUAUCAAGAAAUUAUACUGGAAGUGUUCAUUGUAACGUGGUAGGCGUGGAUGAAGAUUGUGAAACUGCGGAAGCUUUACGAGCUAUCAAGGAUAAAAUUGACCGUGACUUUGUGGUUUUGCCUUGUGAUUUGGUGACAGAAUUGAAUCCUAGGGAAUUACUUGAUCAACAUCGUCUCAAUGGUUCUACUAUGACAGCUUUAUUUUAUGAACCCAGCAAUUUGGAAUCGGCUAGUAAGGAUGAUGAACUUCUCCCUUAUGUUGGUAUCGAACCUACACAUGACGCUCUUGUUUACAAAGCAAAUAGAUCGGAUGAUGAAGACUUCUCGAUGCGUAUGUCCCUUUUGACAAGGUUUCCACGCGUUCGAAUUCAUACUGAUUUACAAGAUGCCCAUCUUUAUAUAUUUAAACAUUGGGUUCUUGAUAUGGUGACUGACAAGGAAUCUAUUGCAAGUAUCUCAGAUGAUCUGAUACCCAUGUUGGUGAAAUGUCAAUAUCAAAAGAAAAUGGUGGAACGAGAAAAUGUGGAACAAUACGCCUCUCGUUAUCAAAACCUUUUGAAAACAGCAUUAUCAUUAUCAACAACUACUUGUGAUGAUAUUGAUGAAGAUGUAUUCAUGCCUGAUCCUAUUCAUCCUUCUUUCAAAAGUCCUGUAACUACUCAAGUAUUUAUUUAUCGUGAUGGUUUUUGUGGUCGAGGUAACACCAUGGCAACUUAUACUGAACUUAAUCGUUAUGUGAUCAAACAAGGUACUCCCAUUCUUCGUAUUCCACCUACCGCAGAAGUAGCACCAAAGACUCAAGUGGGCAAUGAUUCUAUUAUUGGAGAACAUACCAAAAUUGAUGAAAGAUCAUCCGUCAAGAAAUCCUCGGUGGGAGCUCAUUGUGUUAUUGGAAAAAAUGUGAAAAUUGCCAAUUCAGUGAUUAUGGAUCAUGUAGUGAUUGGAGACAAUGCUAAAGUGGAUGGUUGUGUUAUUUGUAACAAUGCUAAAGUAUUAGACAAAGCUGUAUUGAAAGAUUGUGAAGUAGCUAGUGACUUUGUAGUAGAAAAAGAUAGUCAAAUCAAGGGUGAAAAGUUAGUUGCAUUUAGAGAAGCCAUAUCAUAGUUUAUGUAAUUUAGUGUAUAGAAAUAAAAAAGAAAUAUCUCGGAUGAUUACUUCAAAUUUAGUUAUAUAUAAAUUUUUAACGAUAGAAAGGCUGUGUUGGUUCAGAAAAUGAUAAAAU